This is a messenger RNA of Helobdella robusta, 609 nucleotides long. RefSeq lists its product as hypothetical. Lineage: Eukaryota; Metazoa; Annelida; Clitellata; Rhynchobdellida; Glossiphoniidae. Bases 1 to 609 code for a protein of 202 amino acids. The record is from RefSeq and is a predicted model, not a curated record. The transcript is spliced from 4 exons.
AUGGUGCCUGGUAAAGGAGCAGCGAAGAUGAAGCACAUACUUGGAGAUCUCCAUGCGGCCGUACAGCGCCCACUCCACGACGAGCACUUCUCCAACGUCGGCGCAUGCCAGCCUCAAGUAGUCAGACUGACAGACGAUUACUUUGCCCACUGCUGUGCGAUGAUCGUGAUGAUAAAUGUUACCAAUUUCUUUUCCGAGUCGCUUAUUUCGAAAGCUAAGGAACUGCUCGUCGAAGACUUGACGAAAGUGGAUUUCCUCGAAUUUGGCGAUAAAAGGAAGAAAAAAUCCCAGAGUUGCAAGCCAGAUUUUAAGAAAAAGAAGGCAGUUUUUUUCUUAACAAAUAUUAAAAAUAAUGUUUCGGUUAAUGCUGUAAAAAAAUAUAUGGCCAAAAAAAUGUUAAUCUACAUGGCGUGUGGAGCAUCUAUCGUGGGUGAACCCCAUGGUGGAAGCUCAGUCGCCAAAAAGGAAAUAAAUAGUAGUCACAAUAAAAAGAAUCCUCGAGAAUCCUCACAGGCGUAUGAAGCUGCUGUUGUGGGUGAACUCCACGAUGGAGCCCAGGUCGCCAAAGAGGAGAUAGUCACAAUAAAGAAAAUUCUCAGAGGCUUGUAG